AUGACUACCAGUACUGAAUACGAAGCCAUCGUUGUUGGGGCAGGUGCUAUUGGGCCAGCUAUUGCUGUUGGGCUAGCUAGACAAGGUCGUAAAGUCCUACUCGUUGAGAGAGAUUGGAGAGAACCUGAUAGAAUUGUUGGUGAGUUGAUGCAACCAGUUGGUUUGAGAGCUUUGAGAUCUCUUGGAAUGGUUCAAGCCAUCAACAACAUUGACGCUACACCAGUGGAAGGAUAUACAGUGUUUUAUGAAGGUCAAAAAGUUCAAAUACCUUACCCAUUCAAAGCUGAUGUUGCACCAUAUAAACCUUUGAAGAACUGUGUUUUCGAUGGUAAUGACAAAGUGCUUGAUGAUUCUACUUUAUCUAGAAAAGUGUACGAAGAAGGUGAAAGAGAAAUGGGUGUUUCUUUUGAACAUGGUAAAUACAUUUCAAAUCUAAGAAACAUAGCAAAGAAUGAAGGUCUGAUUACACCAUUAGAAGCCACUGUCACUGGUAUCAUACAAGAUCAAACUGGUGUUCACGGUGUUAAAGUCAACUUACCAAACAAUGAAAAGAGAGAAUAUAGAGCUGCUCUUACUGUUGUUUGUGAUGGUAUCUUUUCUAAGUAUAGAAAGACUCUAGGGGAAUCACAUGUACCAACCGUUAAUUCAGGUUUCAUUGCCUUGAAAUUAAAAGAUGCUGAUGUUCCAGUAAAAUACACUGGUCAUGUUAUCUUAGGUGGCUCAUUCUCACCUGUGCUUGUUUACCAAAUCACACCAACAGAUACUAGAAUGUUGUGCGCAUAUAAUGGACCAAAACCACCAAAAGAUAUUAAAGGUUAUUUACAAAAUGAAGUCUUACCAAACUUACCAAAAGAAUUACAUCCAUCAGUUAAGGAAGCACUAAAAGACCAAAUUAAAACACAUCCAAACUCAUAUUUACCAGCAAGACAAAAUGAUAUUCCAGGUCUUUUAGUCAUCGGUGAUGCAUUGAACAUGAGACAUCCGUUAACUGGUGGUGGUAUGAGUGUUGGUUUAGGUGAUACCAUCUUAGUCUUGAAACUUUUUGAAAACAUCAAAAACCUUGCAGAUCGUGAAGCUGUUAAUGAGGCACUUUUAGAGUUCCAUUACGAAAGAAAACAUUUGGAUACUGUUGUGAAUGUCCUAUCUAUUGCAUUAUUCUCGUUAUUUUCAGCUGAUAGUGCGAACUUGAGAAUCCUACAAAAAGGUUGCUUCAGAUAUUUCCAAAGAGGUGGUGAUUGUGUUUCUAUCCCAGUUGGAUUCUUGAGUGGGUUAUUACCAAGACCAUACUUGUUGACAUGGGUGUUCUUCAAAGUUGCAUUCUAUUCAAUUGCUUGCAAUUUCGGUGACAAUGGUCUAGUGCUACUACCAUGGUCUAUCAUUCAAAUCUUUACAAUUUUAUUCACUGCUGCUGCUGUGUUCACUCCAUACUUGUGGAAAGAAUUCUUCAAUUGA
Hansenula anomala is the source of this 1452-nucleotide messenger RNA. It is a transcript of the gene ERG1, whose product is annotated as squalene monooxygenase. The coding region runs from base 1 to 1452 and encodes 483 amino acids. The transcript has a single exon. Gene Ontology annotation, biological process: ergosterol biosynthetic process. Lineage: Eukaryota; Fungi; Ascomycota; Saccharomycetes; Phaffomycetales; Wickerhamomycetaceae. Gene Ontology annotation, cellular component: endoplasmic reticulum; membrane. Gene Ontology annotation, molecular function: flavin adenine dinucleotide binding; squalene monooxygenase activity. The record is from RefSeq and is a predicted model, not a curated record.